Puccinia triticina is the source of this 1260-nucleotide messenger RNA. RefSeq lists its product as uncharacterized. The coding region runs from base 1 to 1260 and encodes 419 amino acids. The transcript has 6 exons. The record is from RefSeq and is a predicted model, not a curated record. NCBI's taxonomy places the organism in Eukaryota, Fungi, Basidiomycota, Pucciniomycetes, Pucciniales, Pucciniaceae.
AUGUCUCCGUGCUUCGGAGCUUUGGUUCUCAUGCUUCUUUUGGCACCAAGGCCAGCAGUUGCUCUGUUUGAUAAGAAGCCUUCCUACAACGAUUGGAGCGACUCUAAGGUCGAAAAAUGGCUCACUGACCACCACAUUCCCAAUCCGGGAAACCUCGACAGUCAUGCGUUGCGUGAAUUGAUUCAAGAAAAUUACGACUCUGCUUACGACCAUUGGAGUGAUGCCGACUUGCAAGAAUAUGCGAACAAAUAUUCCUUGCCCCUCCAAGCUGAUAAACCUCGUGAAGGUAUAAUCGACACGAUUCGGCGUAGCUAUCAUGGAGCUGUAGACGCCUGGAGUGACUCUGACUUGAAGGCGUGGAUGGACGAACAUGGUUUUCCAAGUCCCCCCGGUUCGACACGUGAACAAUUAGUCGAUAUCGUCAAAGAAAAUUACCAAGAUUCGACGCAAUAUUUGAGUGACUCCGCCAGCUCAGCUCAGCAAGUACUGCAAGAUAAAACGAACUCAAUUUUCUCUCUAUGGACUGAUAGCCAACUGAGGGACUUCUUGUUGGAACAUGGGGUCGUAAGUCCCAACAGCAAACGCGAAGAACUGGUUAGAGCAGCGAAGAAAUACUUGAAUGCUGGCACCCAAUCGGCGAGAAACCUCGCUUCCUCGGCAACUGGCGCUGCUGCCGAUGCUGGAUCGGCUGCCAAGAAGGCUGCCGCCGACGCCAGCUCUGCUACUUACGAGAAAGUCUCUAAAGCCAGUCACGCUACCGGUUCGAAAGUAUAUGACGCCGGGGCCUCCGUGGGCGAGGCAGCAUCCGACACUGGAAAUGCUGCUUACAACAGGGUCACACAGGCUGGAAAGGCCGCUGGCUCCGCCGCCUAUCGCAAGGGAGCCUCGGCUGCUGACGCUGCGUACGACAAAGUCUCCCAGGCCAGCAGUACCGCUGGAUCGGCUGCGUACAAUGCAGGAAGUGCUGCGACUGAAGCAGUGAAGGAUGCUCCAGGUGUUGCUUACGAUUAUUUGUCGGAUAAAUACGACGAUGCUAAAGAUUACGUCUACAGCUCUUGGUCCGACAAUCAAUUGAGAGACUACUUGAUUGCGAAGGGUGCUAUUAAGUCGAGCACUCGUUUCAGCAGAGAUGAUCUUCUUCGAGCGAUUAAAGACACGUACAACGAUGCCGCCCAGAAUGCGUACGAAACCUGUGAGUUUGGUCUGAUAACGUAUUCCAGCCACAUGGCGCCAACCCAUCAUCUUUUUGUUAGGGUCUGA